GGUCCCGGCAGCCCCGACGUCGCCGCCGCGCCGAAGCCCCUCACCCCCUCCCGCCUGUCCUUCUUCAGCCGCACCCCCGGCGGGACCCCCCCCGCCUCCCCCGGGACCCCCUCGGGCAGCCCCCGCGCCCCCCCCCCGGUGCGGUGGGACGAAGUGUCGGAGCUGGACGGGAAUUACCUGGAAUACCUGCGGGACGCGCGGAGCAGCAUCGACCGCUGCGCCUGGGCCUGCCGCGUCUGGUCCGCCCCCUACGACGGCGACCAGCCCGGGCCCCCCCCGCCCACCCCCCGGACUAAAAAACGGGGCUUACCGGAGGAGGGGGCCCCCCCGGCGCCCCCCAGCAGCACCGAAGCUGGGGCAGGGGGUCCCGGACCCGAGGACACGGGGACUCUGGUCAAUGGAGCACACGAGCCGGCCGAGCCCCCUGGGGGGGACGUGGUGGUGAAGAAGGUUCGGCGCAGCCCCCAGGGGGAUGGGGAUGGUGAUGACGGGACCCCCCCCCAAUCCACGGCACAGAAAGGGCCCCCCCGGGCGGGCUGGGAGCCCCUGGGCUCCUCGGUGGACUCGCUGCUGGAGGAGCUGCUGGCCCGGGCGCCGGCCGAGCCGCAGGGCGGGGGGGUCACCAUCGAGACCUUCACCCAGGAGCUGCGGGAGAUCGAGGCUGAGAUGAAAAAUGGGGGGGGGGGCGUCCCUGCCCACACCCCCGGAGAGCAGGAGGAGGAAGAGGAGGAUGACGAGGAGGAGACCUUUGCCCUGCCCGAGGUGGGGGCUUCAGGACGGGGACCACCGCGGCUACUGGACCCGCUGGCCCAGCUGGUGGCCAGCCCCCCCCGGCCCGUGGGACCACCCCCCAGUCAGCCCUUCACAGGCCCCUUCGUCUCGGCGCUGUUCUCCAAGCUGGAGAACAUGCUGCACAACUCGCUCUAUGUCAACUUCCUGCUGACCGGGCUGGUGGCCCAGCUGGCCUCCUACCCCCAGCCCCUGCUGCGCUCCUUCCUGCUCAACACCAACAUGGUCUUCCAGCCCAGCGUCAAGUCCCUGCUGCAGGUGCUGGGCUCGGUGAAGAACAAGAUCGAGAGCUUCGCGGCGGGGCAGGAGGAUUUCCCAGCCCUGCUGCUCAAGGCCAAGAAGUACCUGAUCGCCCGGGGGAGGCUGGACUGGGCUGAGCCCCCCGGCACCCUGCCCGCCCUGCGCCGCCCCGACAGCCUGGCGCGGAGCCGCCGCCCGUCCCUGGGGGAGCUGAUCCUGCGGCACACGCAGAGCCCCGCGCGGGCCCGCCCGGCCCUGCCGACCCCCCGGGAGGGGCUGGGGGGGGCGGGGGGGGGCCACGGGCAGGCCCUGCGGGUCAGGAACGCCGUCUACUGCGCCGUCAUCUUCUGCGAGUUCCUGAAGGAGCUGGCGGCCAUCGCCCAGGCCCACGCCGUCACCUCCCCCUUCCUCACCGAGCCCCCCGAGGAGUGACCCCCCCCCCCCCCCGCCCCCCCUUCCUGCCCUGGCAGGCAGCUUUUUAACCACCCCCCCCACACACACACUCCUCC
This is a messenger RNA of Apus apus (common swift), 1538 nucleotides long. RefSeq names its product FHF complex subunit HOOK interacting protein 1B-like. Gene Ontology annotation, biological process: endosome organization; early endosome to late endosome transport; lysosome organization. NCBI's taxonomy places the organism in Eukaryota, Metazoa, Chordata, Aves, Apodiformes, Apodidae. Gene Ontology annotation, cellular component: FHF complex. The record is from RefSeq and is a predicted model, not a curated record.